This is a messenger RNA of Aplosporella prunicola CBS 121167, 886 nucleotides long. RefSeq lists its product as uncharacterized. Bases 184 to 717 code for a protein of 177 amino acids. NCBI's taxonomy places the organism in Eukaryota, Fungi, Ascomycota, Dothideomycetes, Botryosphaeriales, Aplosporellaceae. The record is from RefSeq and is a predicted model, not a curated record. The transcript has a single exon.
CCAUCACCUCCCGCUAUCAGAUCCCCCCUCUCAAGCCUCGCCAAUGUCUCCAUGCUCUUGCCCACCAUGCCCCGUCGCAGCAUAUAAGCAGACCGGUGAGGCAGCCGGCGAAGGCGCCUGAGGCGGUGCGUCCAGGGGCGGGCGCAGAGGCCCAGGAAGAUGACGCCGAAGAGGGAGAAAAGAAUGAGGAUCGCUAUCAACGGAGCCAUUGCAGUGUGGUUUCGGUGUGCGGUUGUGGUGGGGAUGGGGUUGGGUGCGCAUGCGUAUGCGUGUGCGGAGGUGUAUGGUUGGAGGGGACUGAUGAUGAGAGGAAUCGAUAGUGGAGAGAGGAAGGUGCGAGUCUGGCCAGUCAGCCAACCACCUCGCCGAAAGGAAAGCCGUGUAGAUAGGUUGGACUCACUGCCAAUUCGACCGCUACCACGCACAUCCCCGCUCACCCACACUCUCUUUUUCCGUCCUUCCACUUUUACUCCACUUACCCCAUGGCCCCUUUUCUCUCCACCACCUCUUCCAUACCUCUUUGUUUCCCCCACGCUUACUCCACCGCCCUCUCACUCUUCUCACUGCCCUCUUCGCGCCAUUCCUUGCGCGUUUGACCGUGUAGCGCGUAACGGUCAGGACCAAAACCGUUGGUAUCACAAUCGCGAGGACGAUGGUGGCGGCUUCGGCGAUGGGGACGCUCAUUUUUGGCUGAUUGUUUCUUUAAGGAUGAGUUGAGAAGAGGAGAUUGGGAGAUGGAGGUAGUUCGAGCAAUGUGUUGCUGAAACUUGAGAGGGGAUGGUGAUGGAGUUGUGUGCUUGAAUGCAUUGGAAGGCUGAGGUGCGUGGAAAGUAAAACGGUAGUUGCGGUGAUGGGGUGUUUUUUUUUUUUUUUUUUUUUUUUUUUU